AGUGGCAGGCAGUAGCCAUUGAAAGCUUCAUUCGCCAAAGACCGAGUCGCGAUAGACAUUCCGCGGCAAUCAGUCAGCGCUUGCCCAAGUAGGAGUGAAAGGGCGCGUGGUUCGUGUCGGAUGACGUAUCGCCGUUCUGGAUCUGAGCAGCGCUCAAACAAUAGUGCGAGAUUCGUAUAAACGUACAUUAAGCGUGACCGAUGCCAUCUAAUAACGCGUGGUAAGUUACGAACAUUUACUGUUUCCGACGUACGUACGCUACAGCGUGUGCCGAAUAGUAAAUGCGAAGAGUCUAGAUGAAAGUAACGCCUUCAAUCUGCAGCUGAGAAGUAGAAACGUUUCUCCUCACAACGAAACUGUUCACUGCAGAGUUGAUAUUUAGGCACAUCACUGCAUCCAGUUGGUGACUGACGAAUGCAGACACUGCCCCGGAAUGUGGCUCUGGUAUAGUCUGGUGCUGCUCGUAGUGGCUGCUGCCUUGUUACUUCUGUACCUGUACUCCGUCAACCAGCACUGGAUGAAACUGGGGAUCCCGCACCCCAAGCCGGAACUUUUCUUCGGAAACACACGCCGCUUUUUUCUACUGAAGGAAUGCCUGCCAGAGGCACUAGACAGGGUCUACCACCAGCUGGAGGGGCUGCCGUUUGGAGGAUUCUACCUCAUGAUGACGCCGUGUCUUGUCGUGAGGGACCUCGGCCUCAUCAACAGAAUAUUUGUUGGGGACUUUGGACAUUUCCAUGACAGGAUGAACUUCCCACAUUUCAAGAGGGACCCCAUGACGCACCACCUGUUCACGAUGGGCGGCUCCCUGUGGAAGGAGAUGCGUCUGCGAAUGUCACAAGUGUUCUCCGUGGGCCACACGCGCCGCGUCUUCUUCCUGGUGCAGGAGUGCUGCUCGCGCCUCCAGAAGUCCGUGGAUGCGACCGUCCGGCGACAGCCGGGCUGCGAGGUGGAGCUCAAGCAGCUGCUGUCCACGUUCACCACUGACGUCAUCGGCGUGUGCGCCUUCGGCAUCGAGUGCGGUGCCAUUGAUGACGUCAACUCGCAGUUUCGUCGUAUCAGUAGCAUGGUUUUUGACACAUCGACCCCAGCUGCAAUUCGGCAAGUCGUCGCACAAACAUUACCAACUGUUGCACUGCUCCCCGGAAUGAGUUUCUUUUCCAAUCACGUAAAGGAAUUUUUCGACAGAAUUGCAACAGAAACCUACCAGUACAGAGAAAAACAUAAUGUUCUUCGCGAUGAUGUGGUUCACCUGUUGAUGACGCUGAGACAGGAAGGGAAGCUAACUACAGAGGAAGGAGAAUGUAUAGAGAUCAGCGACAAGCUGAUGGCGGCGCACUUGCUUAUGACCUUCGCGCUCGGCUUCGAGAUGACUUCGACCACCAUGAGCUUCUGCCUGCACGAGUUGGCAAUGAACCCGGACGUGCAGACCAAGGCGCGAGUCGAGGUGGAUGCAGUACUCAGCCGACAUGGCGGAGAAAUGACGUACGAAGCCCUGCAGGAGAUGCGUUAUCUGGACAUGGUGGUGGCAGAAACUCUGCGCCUCUACCCACCGAUGGCCUACCUGAUGCGGCAGUGUACUGAGCCGUACCAGGUGCCGGGCAGCGACCUGCGCCUGCGCGUGGGGGACGUGGUGUACGUGCCGCUGCUGUCGCUGCACCGCGACCCGCGCCUCUUCCCUGAGCCGCUGCGCUUCAACCCGGAGCGCUUCAGCGGCGGGCACGCCCACCCAGCCUACCUGCCGUUUGGCGACGGGCCACGAAUCUGUCUCGGUCAGAAGUUCGGCCUGGUGGAGGUGAAGGCCUGUCUGGUGGCGCUGCUGUCGCGCUUCGAGUUCCGCCGCUGCUCGCGCUCUCUGGACAGCCCUGUGCCGCUGGAGCCUCGCAAGGUCAUCCUGGCCGCUGCCAGCGGCCUCUACGUGAGGGUCACCCCCAGGGCCUGGCUGCCUGUCAGCUAGCCACCUGAAGACGCGCUCUGCGCCGAAACGUCGAAGCGGGAGCUCUAACGGGCAAGGUGUACUCUUAAGGCAGCAGCCUGAAGUCAUCCCAGGGAUGGGCAGUGGACUGUACGUGCGGAUUGCUCUCUUACCUAGUCACCUGAUGAUGAGCGAUCUAAGAACGUCAAAACUGGGAACUCCACCACUGUCGCACUAGGAGUAAGACACCCACCACGUUAGCGCCGCACAUCUAAUCAUUUGAGGAUGCUCAGGGUAUCAUGCAACGUUACAGUAGGAACUCCAGGUCUGUACUGCAGUCUCCAGACAGCACAUUUCCACUGCAGGUGUGCAGACAAGUAAUACUUACCAGUCACUUCCAGGGCCGGACUGCAUGUCAUCUAAUAUGGAGACGUGCUAAAUUACAUAAACGUCACUCUGGAAGCUGCAACAGAAUCCUUCUUCUCCAAGCUCAGUGAUAACUUGAGUCGUUUACCGCCAUCUUAGCUUUUGACAGCAGGCUGCAUGGGAGGCGUCGUUUCGAGGGUCAGGUUACCUCUGCCAGAAACAGAGCAUCAUCGAAAUGUCACUGCUGGAGUUCCUACAUCAGACACUUUUCUCGCAGGUCUAUGAUAUCAAGGAUAUCUUCCUUUGAGUAGUGACAUGAACUUCCAGGUCACUUCCGAAACCUUGCUGCUUCUUGUCUCAAGAUGUGCACUAAUGCACGAACGUCACAAGGGGUAAUGUAUCACACUUGCAUAUUCGACAGUCGCGUACCGAGUGACAUAAGAGAAGAAGACAGUAUGUUAGAGUCACUUCCCAGGAAUUCGUGCCUCAAAUCUAACCACUUGAGGUCAAUGAGAUGUGUUGAAACAUCGCACUUCUAGCUUCUAUCCAUUCACGCAGUUCCUUUCAAUCUGCGCAAAAUAAUUCAGGUGGCUACAAGUAGGCUGUACAUUCAGGUCCUCCACAGAGCCUGGUGGCCUUUCAUUUUACCAUGAAAAUUCACAGCACUGCAGAAAGGUCCUAUUGGUAGGUCCAACAUUGUCACACGCUUUUUCUUUAGUAGUAUGCCCCUGGUGAUUGGCAUAAUCAUUUGAUGGUAGCCAGCAAACAUCCAUUUCGUGUCUGCCAGGGGAAUGGGUGUUUUUGUUGUCCUCAUCAUUUCAUCAUCAUCAUAAUUAUCAUUAUCAUCAUCAUCAUUCGUGAUAGUGGCUACAAUGGAAUGUGGUAAAACUGGGACUUUCUACAGUCGCCCCACAAAUCAAACAUCAUCAUGAUCACCCUGUUCGUCGCUACCUUGUACACAGUUAUCAGAAGAUAUACGGUGUUGCAGAAAUGUCACAGUCUGGACCUCCAUCAUAGUAGAACAUAAUACUGAAGACAAUCGUCGUAGCGGCCAGCAGGCAGCACAUACGAGCCAUUACGAACAUUUACUCACCUGAAGAUGAGAAUGUGCGAUGAAACGUCGCCGUGGGAGAUAGAGCGGUCUGCUGGUUACACUGAUCCACUAGAUCAGAGCAGUAUUGUAACCUUCCCGUACAAAAAUAAUAUGGCUCUGCCAAAACAAUCUGAAUAAACUGAAGAAUUCUUACCUCAUGAUGGUGUCUAAAAAUCUGCUCGUAAAUGGCACAGCUUAGUGCAAGGCUGGCCUAUCUACUGACACUGGACAACAUUUGUCUUAGAUCUGAACUGUUAGAAAAACUGACUUUGCUUAUUGACAUAGAUGCACAGCUGGUCGUCUGAUUACUAAAGAACACAUGACUAUAAUCUGAGAAAAUGUUUGAAAUAUUUAAAUUUAAAUAAAUGACUGGAUCGGGACUGGUAAAAACUAUAUUCUGAAAAUCCUUUACAUUAUUGACAAAGA
Messenger RNA from Schistocerca cancellata (South American locust), 3800 nucleotides. Its product is annotated as probable cytochrome P450 6a13. Gene Ontology annotation, molecular function: iron ion binding; heme binding; monooxygenase activity. The transcript has 6 exons. The coding region runs from base 434 to 1957 and encodes 507 amino acids. NCBI's taxonomy places the organism in Eukaryota, Metazoa, Arthropoda, Insecta, Orthoptera, Acrididae. The record is from RefSeq and is a predicted model, not a curated record.